ACACUCUGCUCCACCUCACCCUCACCCUCACCCACACUUCCGCCCAUCUUCUCGUUAAAUCGGUGUGCCUUCAGCUGUGUUCUGUUACUUCUCGCCGUCUCAGGACCUGUAACCAUGCGUGCUCUUGCCCUCCUCCUCCUGUGCAUCUUUGGAUCCACGCUGGUUUCAUUGACCGUGGCCAACAAUGGAAAUGGUCCCGAUAGUUGCUGCUUCCAAUAUUACGAAAGAAAGGUGCAAUUCACUAAAAUCCGGAGCUACGUUUUGACGGAUGGACGCUGUUCAAAGCCCGCCGUUAUUUUGCGGACCAUGAGAAACGUCCGGAUCUGCGUGGACCCUGAAGCCGCCUGGGUCAAGAGUGCGAUGAAACGACUGGAUAGCCGCUACUUCGCUGUGAUGGGCUCACCAGUCAGCACCGACGGCUCCACCCCCCCCCCCCACCACAUUUCCGCCCAUCUUCUCUUUAAAUCGGUGUCCUUCAGCUGUGUUCCGCUACUUGUCGCCGUCUCAGGACCUGUAACCAUGCGUGCUCUUGCCCUCCUCCUGCUGUGUGUCUUUGGAUCCACGCUGGUUUCAUUGACCGUGGCCAACUAUGGAGCGCUUCCUAAUAGCUGCUGUUUCAAAUAUUACGAGAGACAGGUGAAAUUCGAUAAAGUCCGGAACUAUGAUUGGACGGAUAGACGCUGUUCAAAGCCCGCAGUUAUUUUGCGGACCAUAGCCAACGUCCGGAUCUGCGUGAACCCUGAAGCCACCUGGGUCAAGAACUUGAUGGAACGACUCGAUCAGAUCAACCUUUGACGCCGUGGUUAAUAGUGUUAUCCUCACCGCAACCAAGCUUAAUGUUGCCUUUGGAAGCAGACAUAGUCUUUACAGACUAAGCUUUGGAAAUAUAAUUUCUUAUUAUGCAAAUUUUAGCUUACUGCAAUUUAUAUUAUCCUCUCAUUAAAUGUAUAUUAAUACAUAAGA
Molecule: messenger RNA, 963 nt
Organism: Gadus macrocephalus (Pacific cod)
Lineage: Eukaryota; Metazoa; Chordata; Actinopteri; Gadiformes; Gadidae
Exons: 6
Coding region: 115-795 (226 amino acids)
Biological process (GO): cellular response to interleukin-1; inflammatory response; immune response
Cellular component (GO): extracellular region
Molecular function (GO): chemokine activity; CCR chemokine receptor binding
Source: RefSeq, a predicted model, not a curated record